AAUUCCCUGCUGAAGUUUUGAAUAAAAUGGGCCGCAAAGAAGCCAACGGCAGCAUUUCUUGGAAGAAAAUGACUGACAACAUUCGAGAUGUUUUUGAGUUUGUGGAGGAGCUCGGCUCGGGAGCAUUUUCUGAAGUGUACCUGGUCAAAGAAAAGAAAACAGGGAAAAACUUUGCUCUUAAGUGCGUGAAGAAGACUGCCAAGAUGCAGGAUACAAACUUGGAAAAUGAGAUUGCUGUUCUUAAAAGAAUCAAACAUGACAACAUCGUUAGCCUGGAGGAUUUUUAUGAGAGUCAGAGUCAUUUCUACCUGGUGAUGCAGCUGGUCUCUGGUGGGGAACUAUUUGACCGGAUCUUAGAUCGUGGUACAUACACCGAGAAGGAUGCCAGUGUUGUCAUACGACAGGUUUUGGAAGCAGUGAACUAUCUGCAUCAGAAUGGCAUUGUCCAUCGGGAUCUCAAACCUGAGAACCUCCUGUACUAUAGCUCAGAGGAGAACUCCAAGAUCAUGGUCAGUGACUUUGGCCUUUCUAAGAUAGAAGAAAAUGGCAUCAUGUCCACGGCCUGUGGGACUUUGGGAUACGUAGCUCCUGAAGUUUUGACUCAGAAGCCAUACAGUAAAGCUGUGGAUUGCUGGUCAGUUGGUGUCAUCACAUACAUUCUGUUGUGUGGCUACCCACCAUUCUAUGAAGAAACAGAGUCUAGGCUUUUCUCCAAGAUAAUGAAGGCAGAGUAUGAAUUUGACUCUCCAUUCUGGGAUGAUAUUUCUGAGUCUGCUAAAGAUUUUAUCCGCAACAUGAUGCAGAAGAACCCCAAGAUGCGUUUUACUUGUGACCAGGCUCUGAGACAUCCCUGGAUUGCUGGAAUGACGGCUCGCACUCAUAACAUCUACAGGUCUGUCAGUGUGCAGAUCCAGAAGAACUUUGCCAAGUCAAAGUGGCGGCAAGCAUUCAAUGCCACGACUGUUGUGAAUCACAUGAAGAAGCUGCACCUCUCCAGCUCUGAGGUGAACCACAACAUGACAAAACUAGUGCCAAUAAUUAAUGUCAGCGCCGCCUGCCCUGCUCCCGACUCACCGAAGAAGAACAGUGACAAAGCCCAAGCAAAAAACUGCCAGACUGGUGUACCGUCUAAUCAUCACUGUCAUGCACUGAGAACGAUUCUUAGCGAACCAGCCAACAGCCUGGCACACUGCAGUGGUCAAGUGGAAAAGGGAAAGCAGUGUCUGCGGGUGGAGAAUAUAAAUGCCAACGUUAAGCAACAAUACACAACUCCAGCUCUGAUCAUCCCGAUGAAGAGCAUCAAAGGCCACUGCGGGCCACUCCAGACUGGCGUUUGUUCCAUUAUGUGAUAUGGUCCAGCGACUGUCUGAUGGACUGAAGAAACUUAACAGGAGCCUCUGCUCCCUAUUUUUUCUUUUUUGGAGGACACUCUGUUGAGGUUUCGACGAGUGCUUGGACAUGGCAUCACAUCACUACUGACUCAUCUGAGGACAGAAAUAUGGAAAGCAAGAAAUGGGGAACUGCAGAAAUGUGAGCUCUCCAUUGUGCCAGGGUCGCUAAUGAGUGCCUUGGCUGACCCAUAAGGAGGGCUGCACUGCAAACUUUAGGGAGAGUUCUUUGCUUUCUAGCCAAUGCCUGACUCUUAACUGUCUGUUUAACCACAAGAGCUUCUAUUUAUUUAUUUACAUAUUCUCUAUUGGUUUACGUGUAAUUUAAUAAUUUGGAUGAGAAGAACUUGGAGACAAAAAAUAGCAUUUUGACUUCUGAACAUCAUUUCUAGGUGUUAUUGGGAAGUCAUGUGGGAAUCUCCUCAUGGCAGUGCUACACUGCUGGCCAUACAGAGGUGGCUUGUGGGAAGCAUGUCUAGGCACUUGGCUCAGAGUUGUGCUUUUUAAAAUACUUUGAUACCCAAAAUCAGCUUUAAAAGUGUUUUACUUGUGGAACAAUGUUUUUAGUUGUGGACAGUGGUGGAUUCGCAGAUAUUUCUUGAACUUCACUCUGCAUUUAGAAACCACAAGGAUGGAGGUUCAAAUCCUACCAUCUGCUCAUUCAGGACCUCUUAACCUGUCUGCACACUCAUAAUAAAAUGUUUAAACAUGAAUUGUGUCUUACAGUUCAUGUUAAUUUUAACCACUCAAGUUUACCAUGAAAGGUGCUACAUUUUACACUUUGUAUAUAAUUAAGUCAUAACCCACUGCCAGUUGCAUAAAAAUAUGAGUGUGCAUUUCUCGUAUGUCUUUGUGUAAUUUGUGAUGUACUAAACUCUGUUUAUAGAGUUCACAAUAUCUAUGUACAUACAGUGCCCCCUUAAUCAUUCUCUUUAUUAUUAUGUGUUUUGACACUGAAUGCUUUCCAGACUUUAACUAAAAUCUAAUAUCAGAGGGUACCUAAGUGAACAAAUAAUGUAUGCAUUUUAACAUACUGUAUAUCAUGUAUCUAAUGAGAAAAGUCAACCAACACUAAUUGGCACUGAGUGAAAAGUAAUUGAAUUAGAGGUCAACUACAACUAAUUUGGUUGAAGGUAUGAAUAUAUUCAUUUAAACAUUUGCAGCAAUAGAGGAAAUAGGGCAAAUAGUUUUUGGGGAACUGU
Molecule: messenger RNA, 2590 nt
Organism: Erpetoichthys calabaricus (reedfish)
Lineage: Eukaryota; Metazoa; Chordata; Cladistia; Polypteriformes; Polypteridae
Product: calcium/calmodulin-dependent protein kinase type 1D-like
Exons: 12
Coding region: 27-1349 (440 amino acids)
Biological process (GO): peptidyl-serine phosphorylation
Cellular component (GO): intracellular anatomical structure
Molecular function (GO): calmodulin binding; ATP binding; calcium/calmodulin-dependent protein kinase activity
Source: RefSeq, a predicted model, not a curated record